AGGUUCAAACUAGCAUGGGCAGUCCUGAUUGGCUCGGGGUGGCCGCGGCAGGCCAGGCUCCCUCCUCGCGCCCAGGCGGGUUAUUGUCUCUCGACUUUCGCAGGCGGCUCUCGCGCGGAAUCGGGACUGGACUUCGCACAGGAGCGACGCAAACAUGGCUGGAGGCAAGGCUGGCAAAGACAGUGGCAAGGCCAAGGCAAAGGCAGUAUCUCGCUCGCAAAGAGCUGGGCUUCAGUUCCCAGUGGGCCGUAUCCACAGACACUUGAAGACUCGCACCACAAGCCACGGAAGGGUUGGUGCUACAGCUGCCGUGUACAGUGCUGCAAUUCUUGAAUAUCUCACUGCUGAGGUUUUGGAGUUGGCAGGCAACGCCUCCAAGGAUCUUAAGGUAAAACGUAUAACUCCUCGUCAUUUGCAGCUGGCUAUUCGUGGGGAUGAGGAGUUGGAUUCUCUUAUUAAAGCGACCAUUGCUGGUGGAGGCGUAAUUCCGCACAUCCACAAGUCUCUGAUUGGAAAGAAGGGACAGCAGAAGACCGCAUAAAGAGGCGCUUCCGGCAGCCCGCUUCCUCCCUGUCAUUGUACUGUAAUUGGGACAGAAGAAAUAUGGGGAUAUGUGGAAUUUUUUUAAAAGAAUAGUUAAAUGGAAGAGCAUAGACAAUUGACUGUAGAUUAAAACAUUUGUAUGUUCUAGAUUUAAAGUUUGACAAAAAAAAGUACCUUGUUACGUGGCAGCAAUUUGUGUGUUGAUUGGCUAGGUUUCUCCCAUGUGUUUUAUACAAAAAUGGAACGGAUAAAACCAUUUUUUACAAAACCUAUUCUUGUGUGUCAUUCUGGUAUACAAGGGAUAAAUCCAGUAAAAUUAAAUUGAAAUGUUUAAAACAGUCACAUAUUCUAAACUUAGAUAUAGCCACAUUCAUGGUUAACUUUGUUUACUCUUACUUAUUAACACAGAUCAAAGUCCAGAUUUUAAUAUCACUUAAAAUAGCUUUUAUGAAUUUUAACAAUACAACUUUUUUUUAAAAAAAUCUUUUUGCCUAGAAUCUUUUCUCUAAAUUCCUACACUGCACAAACAUGGAAAGUGUUGCAGUGUCCUAUUAGCAAAGAUGCCCAUCCUGAAUUUUGCUGCUCAUGGCUGAUAACCUCACUGAAGGUCGUGGCUUUGCAGUGAAUACUACUAUAUUAUUGAACCAGCACACUUGCUUUUAUUUCAGUUAUUUUCUGACAAACACAUCUGUAACAAAAUACUAAAUCAGCAAUGCUGCCUUGGUUACAACUGGAAAUGCUACCUUAUAAACAAGAAUCAGUGUUUCUUUCCACUAUUAAUUUUCAGAACUGCUUUACACAAUGUCGCUGAUUUAGCAUAAUGGUCUCAAAUCUUCAAAUGCUUGGCUUACCUAUAGCUGUUCUCAAAUUAAUUUGUAUAAAUUUUAUCUCAGUUAUAAUUCCAGGAUUACUCUGAUUAGUAAUUUUAGAUUAGUAAUUUAAAGCUAUAAAGACUUGUAGUCUUUAAAGUAGAUUAUUGUUAAGAGUUUUGGAUUGAAGGAGGUCAAAUAGGGUUUUGGUUGUUUCUCCAUUCCUAUCAGUAUGGAUGGCUAUUUGUAUUUUUUAAGUACUAUUCACUAUAUUCCUGUGCAUUGUAAGUAAUUUUGAACUUUGUCCUUAUUAAAAUAGCUUUCAAAAUGCUA
This is a messenger RNA of Crotalus tigris (Tiger rattlesnake), 1685 nucleotides long. Its product is annotated as histone H2A.V. Bases 155 to 541 code for a protein of 128 amino acids. NCBI's taxonomy places the organism in Eukaryota, Metazoa, Chordata, Lepidosauria, Squamata, Viperidae. The transcript has 5 exons. Gene Ontology annotation, molecular function: structural constituent of chromatin; protein heterodimerization activity; DNA binding. Gene Ontology annotation, cellular component: nucleosome. The record is from RefSeq and is a predicted model, not a curated record.